Messenger RNA from Carica papaya (papaya), 2001 nucleotides. It is a transcript of the gene CDPK6, whose product is annotated as calcium-dependent protein kinase 6. Gene Ontology annotation, molecular function: ATP binding; calcium ion binding; protein kinase activity. Gene Ontology annotation, biological process: protein phosphorylation. The record is from RefSeq and is a predicted model, not a curated record. Lineage: Eukaryota; Viridiplantae; Streptophyta; Magnoliopsida; Brassicales; Caricaceae.
CAAUCCACUAAGCCCAUUUUGGUAAUUUUAAACACCUCCUUCCUCAGCGCCCCGCGGUUUCAGACACGAGUCUUGUGGAAAUCUCGUUUAUGUAACUCUCUUUUUCUCUCUCAUCUGCUCUACUUCCGUUGACCAAAAUGGGUAACUGCAAUGGCAUGCCGUCUAACCGUACCCAGAUUCCCUCCGACACUACCACCGCCGCUUCCGGGCCCGCUGCUUCCAAGUCCCCCACUCAACCGUCCUACGGCUACAAUCAUACCGCCGCCGGAAACAGCCGACUUUCCGGCGUAUGCGCAUCUGGCGUCGCUGCAACUCCACCAAUCGGCCGCGUGCUGGGCCGACCUAUGGAGGAUGUACGCUCCACCUACAUCUUCGGCCGGGAGCUCGGGCGCGGGCAGUUCGGUGUGACGUACCUCAUCACUCACAAGGAAACCAAGGAGAAGUUUGCUUGCAAGUCAAUCGCCACCCGGAGGCUAAUCCACCGUGACGACAUCGAAGAUGUCCGUCGGGAGGUUCAGAUAAUGCACCACCUUACCGGCCACCGGAAUAUAGUGGAGUUGAAGGGGGCAUACGAGGACAGGCACUCGGUGAAUUUGGUGAUGGAGCUGUGCGAGGGAGGAGAACUGUUCGAUCGGAUCAUAGCCAAGGGGCAUUACUCGGAAAGAGCCGCCGCGAAUCUGUGUAGACAGAUCAUGACUGUUGUACACAACUGUCACUCUAUGGGAGUGAUGCAUAGAGACUUGAAGCCUGAGAAUUUUCUCUUCUUGAGCAAGAACGAGGAUUCUCCCUUGAAAGCUACCGAUUUCGGACUCUCUGUCUUUUUCAAGAAAGGAGAUGUCUUUAGGGACCUUGUUGGAAGUGCAUACUAUGUUGCUCCCGAAGUGCUGCGGCGAAAUUAUGGACCCGAGGCUGAUAUCUGGAGUGCUGGGGUGAUACUUUACAUUCUUCUUAGUGGGAUUCCACCAUUUUGGGGAGAGAAUGAACAAGGUAUUUUUGAUGCUAUUCUUCGGGGCCAUAUUGAUUUCUCAUCCGAUCCUUGGCCUUCCAUAUCCAGUAGUGCCAAAGAUCUUGUGAAGAGGAUGCUAUGUGCUGAUACUAGAGAACGACUUUCAGCAGUUGAAAUCCUAAAUCACCCGUGGAUGAGAGAAGAUGGUGAUGCAUCGGAUAAGCCUCUUGAUAUUGCUGUUUUGAGUAGAAUGAAACAGUUCAGGGCAAUGAACAAACUCAAAAAAGUAGCUCUAAAGGUUAUUGCAGAAAACCUUUCUGAAGAAGAAAUUAUGGGGUUGAAGGAAAUGUUCAAAUCCAUGGACACUGAUAACAAUGGAACAAUCACCUACGAGGAGUUGAAAGCUGGUCUUCCAAAACUGGGUACCAAGCUUUCUGAGGCUGAAGUGAGGCAAUUAAUGGAAGCGGCCGAUGUGGAUGGAAAUGGAACAAUUGAUUACAUCGAGUUUAUAACAGCCACUAUGCACAUGAAUAGAAUGGAAAGAGAGGACCACUUAUUCACGGCCUUUCAGUAUUUUGACAAGGACAAUAGCGGAUAUAUUACGAAGGAAGAAUUGGAGCAAGCAUUGAAGAAGUAUAAUAUGGGCGACGAGAAAACAAUAAAAGAGAUUAUUGCGGAAGUAGACACUGAUAAUGAUGGAAGAAUUAACUAUGAGGAAUUUGUAGCUAUGAUGAGAAAAGGCAACCCAGAAUUGGUCACCACCCGGCGCCGCAAAUAAAGGUCAACGUAGUUGACAUAUUUGAUAGCUUAAAUUCAUGGAAUUGUUGUUUAAAAGAAAAGAAUAAUAGGUUUAUUGAAUAUCUGAUUCAUGUGAGCUUUAUCUAUCACUGGAAUCAUGGUUUUGCCCUGUACCAACUUCCCUUGAUGAGCAGCCAAUGAUGGGUCAGACAUGGAUUGGCUCAUGGUGCUGCGGGAGAAUGUAAUUAUAUAUCUUGAGGUGAGGCGGAGUUCUUCACGGAUUGUCUUGGAGUGUAAAUGAGACUAAAAUUGUUUCA